Molecule: messenger RNA, 1374 nt
Organism: Limanda limanda (common dab)
Lineage: Eukaryota; Metazoa; Chordata; Actinopteri; Pleuronectiformes; Pleuronectidae
Gene: gata2b
Product: GATA binding protein 2b
Exons: 5
Coding region: 1-1374 (457 amino acids)
Biological process (GO): positive regulation of angiogenesis; negative regulation of transcription by RNA polymerase II; positive regulation of transcription by RNA polymerase II
Cellular component (GO): nucleus
Molecular function (GO): RNA polymerase II cis-regulatory region sequence-specific DNA binding; DNA-binding transcription factor activity, RNA polymerase II-specific; zinc ion binding
Source: RefSeq, a predicted model, not a curated record
AUGGAUGUGACGGCCGAGCAGCCGCGCUGGAUGCACCAUCACGCCGUGCUGAACGGACAACACCCGGACUCCCACCACCCCGGCCUGGGUCACAACUACAUGGAGCCCACGGCGCAGCUGCUGCCCCCGGACGAGGUGGAUGUUUUCUUUAAUCACCUGGACUCGCAGGGGAACCCGUACUACCACAACUCCGCCCGGGCCAGGGUGUCCUACAGCCAAGCGCACGCUCGCCUGACGGGCACUCAGGUCUGCCGGCCUCAUCUCAUCCACAGCCCGGGGAUCUCAUGGCUGGACGGGGGCAAAGCAGCCCUGUCCGCCCACCACCACAACGCCUGGGCGGUCAGUCCCUUCAGCAAGCCCAGCCUGCACCACCCGGGCUCCGCGUCCCCCGGCGGCCUCUCCGCGGUCUACCCGUGCAGCAGCAACUCCAACACGGUCUCCGCGCCGUCGUUAACGCCGCCGUCCCACGGCAGCCCGCACCUGUACGCCUUCCCCCCCACGCCGCCGAAGGACGUGUCUCCGGACCCGGGGGCCGUGUCCCCCUCGUCGCUCACCAGGAUGGACGAGAAGGACUCUAUCAAAUACCAGGUGUCGCUGGCGGAGGGGAUGAAGAUGGAGGGCUCCAGUCCGCUGAGGAGCAGCCUGGCCUCCAUGGGCGCCCAGACGCCCUCCACCCACCAUCCCAUCCCCACGUACCCCACCUACUCUCUACCGGCGGCACACGAGUACGGCGGCAGCCUGUUCCACCCGGGCAGCCUGCUGGGAGCAUCGUCUGGCUUCAUGCACAAAAACAAGGGCAAGGCCCGUUCCUGCACCGAGGGCCGUGAGUGUGUAAACUGUGGAGCCACCUCCACGCCUCUGUGGAGACGUGACAGCACUGGACACUACCUGUGCAACGCCUGCGGGCUGUACCACAAGAUGAACGGCCAGAACAGACCACUCAUCAAACCCAAACGCAGGCUGUCCGCUGCCAGACGAGCAGGCACCUGCUGUGCUAACUGUCAGACGACCACCACCACACUCUGGCGGCGCAAUGCAAAUGGCGACCCUGUGUGCAACGCCUGCGGCCUCUACUACAAACUGCAUAACGUGAACCGGCCUAUGACCAUGAAGAAGGAGGGGAUACAGACACGCAACCGGAAAAUGUCCAACAAAUCCAAAAAGAACAAGCGGUGUGGAGACAGCUACGAGGAGUUUACCAAAUGCCUGCACGACAAGGGCUCCCCGUUCAGCGCCUCCUCUCUGGCCGGACACAUGUCCAUGGGCCACUUGCCACAUUUCAGCCACCAUGGACACAUGCUCCCUACACCCACCCCGAUACACCCUUCAUUUGGCCACCCGCACCACUCAAACAUGGUGACGGCCAUGGGCUGA